AGCCCGUGUGCCAGUGUGUGACAGAUCUCUGCUGAAGCAUCAUGGGAAACUCCUCCAGCAUGUCAGUGAAGGAGCUGAGCGCAUGUCAUUCCCAUCAGUGGUACCGCAAGUUCAUGACCGAGUGUCCGUCCGGUCAGCUCACCUUCUACGAGUUCAAGAAGUUCUUCGGCCUGAAGAAUCUGUCAGAAACAUCCAAUGAGUACGUCAAGACCAUGUUCAAGACGUUCGACAUAAACGACGACGGCUGCAUUGAUUUCAUGGAGUAUGUGGCGGCUCUGAGUUUGGUUCUGAAGGGUGGCGUUCAGCAGAAACUGCGCUGGUACUUCAAGCUGUUCGACGUGGACGGCAGCGGCUGCAUCGACCGCGAGGAGCUGCUGCUCAUCUUCAAGGCCAUUGAAGCCAUUAACGGAGUAGAGCAGGAGUUUUCCGCGGAGGAGUUGACCGACAUGGUGUUUAACAAGAUCGACGUUAACGGAGACGGCGAGCUGUCUCUGGAUGAGUUCAUCGAGGGCAUCCAGGCGGACGAGGUUCUGUCGGUGAUGCUGGACAGGAGUUUCAUUUUUAGAUGA
Molecule: messenger RNA, 569 nt
Organism: Sinocyclocheilus grahami
Lineage: Eukaryota; Metazoa; Chordata; Actinopteri; Cypriniformes; Cyprinidae
Product: guanylyl cyclase-activating protein 1-like
Exons: 4
Coding region: 42-569 (175 amino acids)
Biological process (GO): positive regulation of guanylate cyclase activity; visual perception
Cellular component (GO): photoreceptor inner segment; cone photoreceptor outer segment
Molecular function (GO): calcium sensitive guanylate cyclase activator activity; calcium ion binding
Source: RefSeq, a predicted model, not a curated record